Messenger RNA from Corvus hawaiiensis (hawaiian crow), 7989 nucleotides. Its product is annotated as acrosin-like. The coding region runs from base 6638 to 7795 and encodes 385 amino acids. Lineage: Eukaryota; Metazoa; Chordata; Aves; Passeriformes; Corvidae. The record is from RefSeq and is a predicted model, not a curated record. Gene Ontology annotation, biological process: acrosome reaction; proteolysis. The transcript is spliced from 6 exons. Gene Ontology annotation, molecular function: serine-type endopeptidase activity.
AUAGAUGCUGAUGCAUUUGGGAAUUACAACACAAUAAAGGGCUAAAUCAUAGAUCCUCCAUUUGGUUAUAAUCCAAAUGCAUUUAUAUUACUGUUAUUAUGAAGUGCCAGGAACACAGGCAGUCCCUCGCAAACACGUUAAAUAGACAAGAGACUAAAUUCUGCCCUUGGUUACACUUGCACAUCUCCAGAGCAAGGUUGUUAAGCUGCAGAGCAGUCUCCCCAGGGAAGCUGUUUGAAUAGCCCUGCCAUUGUUCUAACAAAGCUCAGGGAUAAUGUAGCACAUGAUGAGAGUAAAUGAAGAGUAUUUUACUUCAGAUUUGAUGGCCUGCCCUUUCCAGCAUUUUACAAACCAAAUCUCUUUUGUCCCUAUUUCUGUGGGGUAGCCCCAGUCCCCAGACCAAAACUUACAGCAUCCCGUCAGAACAAUGUCAGGAGAGGACAUGGUCUCCUCUUUGCCAUUUUCUUGAUUCAACCACAUUAUCACUUGUGAUCAUUAGACUGUGGCUUCUACAAGGAGGCAUUUGGACUUAAAUUCCUCCAAGCUGGUAUGUCCUGUUCCUGUAAAAUUCUCAUUCAGCAGGCAGCACCCUGUGGGACGGUAAGGAAUCUUCUGGACUUCCACGGACAAGCUGUGCAGGACUAGGGAAAGCAAUGCUGGGAAAUGCAGGUUGGAGGCAUUGCUCCAGGCAGGUCUGCUUCAUGCUGGCAUCUAGAGCUGCAGCAGAGAUCAUGAAAACAGCCUCUGGAUUGUUCCUCUUGCCAGAAAGGUGGAGAGUGAGAUCUUCAGUGAGAAGUGAAAUUAAAUUUAUUAGUGAUUAAAAGGACAAGAGAGAUGUGUUGGAAACAACAAAUGCCAAUGAGGCCUCUCAGCUGCUCCCCUAAGCAACUUGCAGUCUCGGUGGAACAUCAGCUUCUCAGUCCAUCAAAUUGCAGUAAUCAAGUCUGGAGCUGAUGGGAGUGUGAGUCACCACUUAAUUUUCUCAUCAGUGGAGGCCAAGUUUUCAAAAUAUUUUUAGAUGCAUUUCCACAGAGAUUUCUGCCAGCCAGUGACCUAUAGACUGACAAGAAAAUGAGCAAUAGCUGCUGCUGCUGCUGAAUCAGACUUUGCUCCCUGCCACCUAGCCUUCUGACCAUAGUCAGGGGCAGGGAGGGCAGGUAAAUCAAAGGCUUUUGGAAUUCUUAUGCAGAAAAGAGCCCUGCUGAGCUGAUAGGAACACCUGGGUUGGUUAAGUAACAAAAUAACCUGUGAAUUCUUAGGCUGCCUGGUAGGUUCAGAUAAACUUUGACUGUGUUGCUAGCCCCAACCAGAAGCAGGUGUGAGAUUAGGAACUGAUUGUGAUCCGUGCUCCAGGGACAACCCAUACCCAGCAGCUGCAGCCCACGGAAGAGGCCGUGCAUCUCCUAAGGAUCCCGUGCUGGUGCAUCUCAUUUGCUCUUUGCCUGUGUUCAAAACUGCCACCUGGCACAACCAUUUGUCAGCUGGCCCAUACCCAAGAUGUCACAAAAUUGUUUUAUUUCCUGGUGCCUUCUCUGUGUAGUUUUGCCACUUCUUGUCAACACUGCUUGAUGAAGUAAGUGAUAAAAUGUCUUUUUCCCCUUCUUUUAAAUUUUAACUUCUCCUAGUUAGAUGUCCCUAACUGAACCUGGUGUCAUCACCAAGAUGAUGCUCUCAUCUGCUCUCCAAGCUCUCUUAGAGACCCUGUCUUUUAGCCAAGAAACCAGGGCAGCUUUCCAAGAUGAUGCUUGGGGAAGCAGAACUCAGCUUUUUGUGCUGGGACUGAGCAACUUAACCCAUGUAAAUUACAGUUCUUGUGUUCUUUGUUAGGACUUGCAGCUCCCCUGGAAGGGAACACCCACAUGAUGCAGACCCUGAAGCUCACUGCUGGAUCCAUUAGAGUCACUGUCAGUCCUCUGGGCAAUCCCAUACUGCUGUUGAUACAUUUUGCCAAGUUUUCCAGCAAAAUCUCACUUGUUCUGUUCAUAAUAUUGCUUCAAAUUAGAGAAAUGUUGGAAGAACCUUUAUUUUUCUUCAUAAAAAUUACAAAAAAAACCUUUUUUGAUCUAUUUUAGGUCUCUGUCUGAAAAAUUAACUGUAAUUUCCCAGAAGUGGCUCAGGACUACUAUAUUUGCCUCACACAUUCACUCUACCCCUUCCCCAAAACAUACAGUCUUUCAGGUAGCUCACAGCGAGUUGCAUAAAGCCCUUUUUUAGAAAACAGCUACAAUAUCUGUUUAGGUCCAAUUCCCUGAUAAAUAAAAUAUAUCCCAGAGGCAUAAUAGCAUGCUAAAAAUAAGAGUAUGACACAAUUUGAGCCAGCUAAUACAGUAACUCUGUUUGCUGCAGCUCACAGAGUGUUAAUGUGAGAAGCCUGUAUCUUUCCAGCUCGGCUGGCUGUGAGCGUUGCGCGUGGAUCUCUGCUGGAGCCGGAGCCAAAUCCCACAGUACUGUGCCAUCCUGUGCUCACAAACUCCCCUCCCUCUGGCCUCUCCAGGUGUAAGACCAUAGGGGAAUUGUGAUACAGGAGAUUUUGUGUGAGUCAGGGAACAGAACAGAAGCGCUGCAGUCAGUGGAGCCCAACCUUUAUCAUGUUUGGGAUCAGGUAGUGCCUGUUUGUGACACAAAACACUAACAUAACCUCUCUGAUUGUAAAAGGCAUAAAGAGCUCUACAUAGCUACAAUAUCACAUAUCAAUGUCCCAAAUCAUUUCAUUUUAAGUAUCUAUCAGGGCAUUUUCAAAAAAACCCAACAAAAUUCAAAUCUUGCUGGUAUUAGUUUUUCAGAAGAUUUUUUGGUAGGGUUUUUUUGUUGUUGUUUUAAAGUAAGAUGCAUAGUACCUGUAGAAGAACUCCUCCACGUGUAUCAUGAUGUAUAUUAAACCAUUAUCGUCUAUGUUCUCUAAUUUGAUACUUCACAUAUUUUUAGGAAUGUAUUUUGCUAAUCUAACUCUCCACUUUCAACAGCAAACUCACUCUGCUAACUCAUUCCUUUUGAAUUUUUAUAUUUAAAUUGAAUAUGAAUCUUGGUAUAUGCAUAAAUAUGCUCCAGUGUAUUGCAAGAAGCAGCUUCCUAUGUUUAAAAAAAUUUAGUGAGAAAUUUCAAUAUUUUUUAAUGCUAGUGAAAAUAAAAUUUCGUCUGUUAAGAUGGCACACUGAUAUUCUUAGAAUAGCUACUACUUUAAACGUGUUUUAAUUUUUUUUUUUUUUUACAGAAGCCUCAGUUUGGGAGUCUAUUCUCUUAGUAAAAAAAUAUUAGCUCUGAACAAUCCCAGAAGCAUACUAUAUUAGCAGAAAGAAAAGAGUAUUUAUAGCCAAUAAUUCAGCUGUUAUAAAUUAUGACUGUAAAAAAAGAGAUAAGGGUUCCUUUUUAAAACUUGCUGCCAGAUUCUGAUGCAGAGAUGCUGAGUAAGGUAAGUAAUGUUCUUUUGAUUAACAGUCAAGUCUUGAGUACUUUUCAUUUAAAGAAGAGUUUAUUAAGCGUUUUUCUCAAACUCAUCUUUUUUGUUCUGUUUUGAACAGACUUCCAUGUGAAGAAAACUCUUAAUGACUCUUCAGCCUACAUUAAAUUCUCACUGACAAACAGAUGAGAAUUAUUAUUAAUUUGCUCCAGAAAGAACUAAUAGGCUUUGCCAAAUAAAUCAUGCAGAUCCUAAGUGUGCUAUUUAUCUCUUCUGCAGAUUAUUGCUUAAAAGCCAUGAUAGUUGUCCUUUAAAAAUCAAAAGUCAAAUCAGUUCUUUGACUUGAAGUGAAAAAUUUGGACUGAUGGUUGUCCUGGGCCUUAUUAUUGUUUGGUUUUUUGCAGUUUGGAAAAUGAGAGAGCUGGUGGGCAUGGAUUCUUGAUAAGUGUGGAUUCUUAGCUUCUGGGGAACGCGACCACACCUGGAGACUGGAGGUAACUGGUUUGUGGUAAUGAAUGGCUCAGUUAUUUAUCCCUGCCCGGUAUUAUGGAGCAUCCCAAGUCUCCUGAGAAGCCAAAGCUGACAGUGGAGUUGAACAUCUUCAGCUUGGACACCCUCUGUGUCCAUGUGCCUGUCUGUGUGUCACAGCCAGGGCCUGGACCAGGUCCUGGAGUAUUCCAGCAUCUUCCACUGUUUCAGUUCCCGCUGUUCUGGAAGUUGCAGAUACUUUGUGCUCCUCUUACCUUUUAAGAAUACAUUGUAGGUAAUUAUUAUGUUUACUUAAUUAGCUUUUUGUUGAUUUGAGCUAAUUUGGUGCAGUCACUGGUGCUUCUGCAGUACAUGCUUCCAUUGUCUCUUUGAUUUUUUCCUAAUUAAUGGAAGAGUCUGAUCACCCACUUCCAACUAGUUUUUAAGUACCCUCGUUUAUUUUUUUUUGUUGUUUGGGAAUUGAUUUAGAGUUGAAACAUGUCUCAACUAAUUGCAAGACAUGCUACUACAAAACUCUAUGAAUUAACAAAUACUAAUAUCUACUUAACAUCUGUCCUAGAUACCAGUGUUUAUACCCACACACACCGGAUGCUACUACAGGCUGAAAUGAGAAGAUAGGAACAAUGUAGUUUAUCCAAAGUCUGUAUUUCUCUAGUAAAUUUCUAAUCAGCAUGAGACAUAUAUCCCAUUCAGAUAUUCAGCUGUUCAGCAUCUUCACUAGUAAGAGAACUUUCUAGAUGACCCUUAUGUCAGCAGAAGUUGUGGUUCUGGCUGACAUUACUCAACUAACAUUGUAUGAGAUUCCUCUGAAUGUGUUGACUGCUGUAUCCAUCUUAAAAAAAAAAAAAACCAAAAAACACAACCCCCCCCCCAAAAAAACCCACCAAAAAACCAAACCAAAACCUCAAAAACAACAACAAAAAACCGCACAUGCACAUACUUUUAAUUUCUCCUGUUUGUCACUAAAAUGAUGCAUUAUAAUUUUGCCAACUUGUGCAAACCAGCAUCAUUUCAUAUUCUGGGCACAGCAUAAAUUUUCACAGGAAAAUAUGUGUUAGAAUCACUAGGUCUGUUCAAACAGUUACUUUUCAGUAUCUUCCACCCAUGAAGUUUAGCUGCCUUGUAGUAUCAAAAAUCCAGCUGUACAGGCAGCAGAAAACAAACAAGCAAAAAAAGAAAAAAAAAAAAAAUGUUGGAAGAGGAAAAGGGGAAGGAAGAAACCCAUGUGUGACCUCUGCUGGUUUUAAGACUUACUCAAAAUAUUGUACCUUCAUCAAUGAUUAAACUACUCUCUUUUAAAAUGUAUUGAGCCCUCAUUUUUAUGUGGAUGGAUAUUACUACACCAGAAAUUCAACCUCUCACUGAGAAAAAGGGUUAUCAUAAGAAUGGGAAAAUGACUCAGACAAGUAAAACCAAUGCAAAUGCAAACCUUUCGCCAACUCCUUGAAAGAGAUUGACAAUCCAAAAAGUGUAAACUCAUGGGGGCCUACAUUUCCCAAAAUAGGAAGUGAUGGCAGAUGUUCAGCUAGCACUGACACGUCACAGUAACCAUCGCUCUGGGAGGACAGGUGCUCUUUGAAAACUGGGCAUGUCUAAUAAGAUUGAAAAGGAAGUGCUCAAACACUGAGGUGUCCAAAAAUUUAAUUUGGUUUGUGAAUACAGAUUUUGACUCUUUCUCAAGUUUCUCAUUUUUUUCUUCUUUGUGUGUGUCUUUUCCUUGCUCUGUCUGAAAACAGAAAAAGGGGUAGAAGGCACGAUGGGACUAGAAUAAUACGUGUAUUAAUAUUAAUUGUAUACAUCUGUAUCAGUCAACAGGUUAAUAUUUAGAUGCCAUUUUGAUUACAUAUUUUUUGUUUGUUUAGUUAAGGUUCUUCAGGCGGUUUUCAGAAUAUAUGGGCUGGCAUGGGAAGCAAAACUAGGUUUUAUCAGUUAUAUAUCAAUGCUUCUUAAUACCAUGUGCUUUCAUCAGUGUUUUCUCGAUGCCUUGUUCUUUGUAGGCAGUACUUAGCAUUUAUAGUCCUUCAAGGAGGGUGCUGACUGCAGCUGAGAAGUCAUCCUGGAGAGCAGGGACACAGGUAUCUUCCAUUUAAGAUGUUCAGGCCAAAAUACCACACAUACAUGACCAAACUGACUUUUACUUAGGUACUACAUGAUAGGAAAAGUCAGUCAAAUUUUCGUAUUUUAAAGAAUGAAAGCAAAACUGUCCAUCUUGCCGUCAAAUGCAUCUGCACUUUCCUGUGCCCCAGACCCUGCACACCCUCAUCUCUCAAGCAGAGGUGCCUACAAAAAAGCUGGAGAGGGAUUUUUUUAUAAGAGCAAGUAGUGGUAGAACAAGAGGGAAUGGUUUCAAACUGAAAGAGAGCAGGUUUAGAAUAGGUAUAAGGAAGAAAUUCUCAACUGUGAGGAUGGUAAGGCAUGGGCACAGGUUGCCUAGAGAAGCUGUGGCCGCCCCAUCCCUGGAAAUGUUCAAGUCCCUGUUGCAUGGGGCUUUGAACAGCCUGCUCUGGUGUGAGAUGUCCCUGCCUGUGGCAGGGGUUGGAACUGCGUGAUUGUUAAGGUCCCUUCUGACCCAAACCAUUCUAUGGUUCCAUGUUGCUCCCUGUGCCAGAGGCCGCAGUGCCCAGAACACGGAACCGGCCACUCUGUGACAUCAGCCCCGGGGGCCGAGGGUGCCGUGGGUGCUGCGGGCACUGUGGCUGUGCUGGCGCACAGAGGCCUCGCUCUCCCAGCUGACACGAGCCACGGGCAGUGAUGCUGCUGCUCUGGCUCCUUGUCCUGCUGGCCACGUGCAGGCCCGUGCAGGGCAUGUGGAACACCUGCGAAGGGAGCUGUGGGCUCCGGCCUUUGACUUCUGAUGAUGAGCAAGGCAUGACACGCGUCGUGGGUGGCACAAGUGCCAAGGCAGGGGCCUGGCCCUGGCUUGUUAGCAUCCAAGAUCCCUCAGUAUCAGGCACGGGGCAUCUGUGCGGAGGGUCCCUCAUCAGCACACAGUGGGUCCUCACUGCAGCCCACUGCUUUGCCGACUCCAGGAACAUCAGUUCCAUGCGCCUGCUGAUCGGGGCCACCCAGCUGACUGAGCCGGGCCCUGGGGCCGAGGUGCGCCUGAUCAAGCGGCUGCUGGUUCACAAGGAAUACGGUGCUUCUGACCAGAGCAAUGACAUCGCGCUGCUGGAACUGAACGAGCCUGUCCUGUGCAGCCCCUACAUCCAGCUGGUCUGUGUGCCCAACGCCACGCUAAAUGUGGCAGAGCUGGAAACCUGCUAUGUCGCUGGCUGGGGUGCCACCACUGCAAGAUCUCAAAAAUCAAGCGAUGUCCUGCAGGAGGCCAAGGUCCACCUUAUCAGUGUCCAGGUCUGCAACAGCAGCGAGUGGUACGCAGGGGCCAUCCACACCCACAACUUGUGUGCUGGCUACCCGGAGGGUGGCAUCGACACCUGCCAGGGUGACAGCGGUGGUCCUCUCAUGUGCAAAGACAACAACGCUGACUUCUUCUGGGUCGUCGGAGUGACCAGCUGGGGAAGAGGCUGUGCCAGAGCAAAACAGCCUGGAAUAUAUACCUCUGUUCAGCACUUCUAUGACUGGAUUCUGGUCCAGAUGGAACUGCUUCCACAAGUAGAGGCUUCUCGGGCAUGGAGUCAUACAACCGCCUCGCAACCCUGGAGUCAUCAUACAAAUGCCCCAUGGCCCACUCAGAAGCCAUGGCCAACCCGACCACCCACUCAUAAGCCAUGGCCAACAGCACUCCCCACUCAUAAGCCAUGGCCAAAACCAACCCCCACUCAAAACCUAAGUCCAAUACCAACACCAGUGAAAGAGAUUAACAAGUGCCCAUUUCCAGUCAAGUUGCUGGUGGAAUUCUUCGCUCAGAUCAAGGAGCUCCUGAAGAACCUAAAGGGAAUUACAGGUUGAGCAGGAGAAUGGACAGAAUCCAGUGCAGGCUGCAUGGGACCACGACUCUUUCCUGCUGAGGCAAUGGCUGCUGAUCCAAAGGCCGCCUCAAUGCCAAAGACCUGCUCUGUCCUGCCCACAUUGCUCCUCUGCAUGUAUGCAAAUGCUAACGUUGACUUAGUUGCUGAAAUAAAGUUGCCUAUGUUUGCAGUUAA